GAAACAUUAACCAGACUGUUGCUUACGUAAUCAAAGUCAACGUCAGUCAAAGUCAUGACUGACUUUGAGCUUUGCAAGCUAAGCAACUACCCUGCAUUAAUGAACAAAAGAUUCUCCUUGCACCUCAAGUUGUGGCUCAUUAUAAAUCUCACCUCACUUGCUAUCCUAUUAGUUCCCAACCCUUUGGGACUUGAAUUAUAGGGCAACACAAAUGUUUUCUCUCAACAAUGUCAUGCCGGAAACGGCGUCGUCUAUGUUCUCAGCCUAUGCCUCCUUUGCAACCUUCAUGAUGGUCUUCCGUUCCAUGGCCAAGGACUUCAUCCCGGACCCUCUCCGCACCUAUAUUUCCUCCUCACUCAGUUACCUUUUUAGCCCUCUCUCCGGCCUCUUCUCUUUUUACCUCACUCUCGCCUUCUACGAGUACUCCGACAUGUCCCGCAACCAAGUCUACGACGCCGCCGCGGUCUACCUCGAGAAAAAGAUCGGCCCCGCCACGCAGCGUCUCCGCGUCAGCAAAACGCCCCGGAAGAAGUCCAUGGGCGUCGCCAACGACAGAGACGAGGAAGUCAUCGACACGUUCGACAACAUCAAGCUCAAGUGGAGGCUCGUCACCGAAACAAAGACCGGGAACAACAACAGGCUGCGCUACUUUGAGCUGUCGUUCCGCAAGAAACACAAGGAAAGAGUGAUGGGCAGCUACUUGCCCCACGUGCUUGCCCAGGCAACCGCCAUGAAGCAAGAAGAAAAGGUUCUCAAGAUUUAUACACGUCAUAUCUUGUCAUGGGAGGACGUCUUUGAGGAUGGCAACACUGAAUGGGGAUCCAUAAACCUGGAGCACCCGGCCACGUUUGAGACAAUGGCGCUGGAGCCAGAUCUCAAGAGAACCAUUGUAGAGGAUUUGGAGAGGUUUGUGAGUAGGAGGGAGUUUUACAAGAAGGUGGGCAAGGCUUGGAAAAGAGGCUACUUGCUGUAUGGCCCCCCAGGCACGGGAAAAUCCAGCCUGAUUGCGGCCAUGGCUAAUUUUCUCAAGUUUGAUGUGUUUGAUUUGGAGCUUGCUAGCAUUCGCAGUGACUCUCAUUUGAAGAGGGUUUUGCUGUCUACCACAAACCGUUCCAUUUUGGUCAUUGAGGACAUUGACUGCUGUAAGGUGGAUGUUCAAAAACGGAAACAUGAUUCGGAUUCUGAUUCUGAUUCUGAUUCGGAUUCGGAUUUGGAAACGGAGAAGAAGCCCAAACCUAAUACUAAGACAAGGGUGACGCUCUCGGGCUUGUUGAACUUCAUUGAUGGUUUGUGGUCAAGCUGCGGUGAUGAGAGAAUUAUUGUCUUCACCACCAACCGCAAGGAGAAGCUUGACCCUGCAUUGCUACGUCCUGGCCGAAUGGACCUCCACAUCCACUUGUCGUAUUGCACGACAAGUGGGUUCAGGAUCUUAGCCUCUAACUACCUCGGAAUUCAUGACGACAACCGCCCUCGCCUCUGUGGUGAAGUGGAAGGGUUGAUAAAGAGCACAGAGGUGACACCUGCAGAGGUUGCGGAGGAGCUCAUGAAGAGUGAUGAUGCUGAUGUUGCUCUUCAGGGACUUGUCAAUUUCAUCAUAAAGAAGAAGAUUGAGACUGAGAGGGACAUGAAGAAAUUGAAAACUAAGAAGAAACGACGUCGUAGAAGACGGAUCAGAAACUUGUUCAGCUUCCAUCUUUGGUGAUUUUGACUUUCCAACAUAUGACUUUGUGUGUGUGCGUUUGGGACUUUGCUUAUUUUUUUAACAAAAAUUUGUUAUGAAUGUUGGGUUUUGUUUUUGUAAUUUGUAUCUGAAUGGUCUAAUGAAUUUUGGAACUGG
Prunus avium (sweet cherry) is the source of this 1837-nucleotide messenger RNA. Its product is annotated as AAA-ATPase At2g18193-like. The record is from RefSeq and is a predicted model, not a curated record. Gene Ontology annotation, molecular function: ATP binding; ATP hydrolysis activity. NCBI's taxonomy places the organism in Eukaryota, Viridiplantae, Streptophyta, Magnoliopsida, Rosales, Rosaceae.